This is a messenger RNA of Heteronotia binoei (common prickly gecko), 2010 nucleotides long. RefSeq names its product G protein-coupled receptor 63 (gene GPR63). Gene Ontology annotation, molecular function: G protein-coupled receptor activity. Bases 394 to 1656 code for a protein of 420 amino acids. The record is from RefSeq and is a predicted model, not a curated record. Gene Ontology annotation, biological process: G protein-coupled receptor signaling pathway. NCBI's taxonomy places the organism in Eukaryota, Metazoa, Chordata, Lepidosauria, Squamata, Gekkonidae. Gene Ontology annotation, cellular component: membrane. The transcript is spliced from 2 exons.
GGAGGAAAAAGCGGGCUGCGCUGAGGGGUGAGCAGUCAAGGAGACCCCCGCAGCUUACAGGCAAUGCUCCUCACUCACUGCCUGGGUUGUCUCCUGCUCCUCCCGGCUUUGAACCUUUUGUUCUCUCCGGUUUGGGGUCGAAGCGAAGUGCUGCAGCCGCCUCUAUGUCAGGAAAGUUCCAGGAGGAAAUCGGCUCACGCACCCUUCUGGGAUCGGCAAGGCGUUUUGUGUGCUCGGAGACCAAAGCACUACCAUGAAGGCUGAAGACUUCCUUUCCCCCUCACAGAUGUGUAAACUGAAGUUUGGUCCACAGCCAUGAACUGUGACACUGCCCUUAAAUACUAAAAUGCCUUGAAACCUAUUUAUCUCUUUGUGUUCACUCCUGCUGAAACAAUGGUUUUUUCUGCAAUGCUGAGGUCAGCUCAUUCGGGGACGUUAAAUGCAACUUUUAUUGUCUACGAAAAUGCCCACAUAAAUAUCACCACUCCUUUUUUCUUGGUUCGCAGUGGCACGACACAGCCACUGAAAUACCUUCUGGGUGCCAUGGUUACCACUGAGGUAACUACUUUGACAGUCAAUGGUACAGCUGCCCCUACAGUACAACAACCAGACUUCAAGAGCUUGAGCCUGCCACUUCAGAUCAUUCUCUCUGCUGCCAUGAUAUUUAUACUCUUGCUUUCUUUCCUUGGUAACUUUGUUGUCUGCCUCAUGGUCUAUCAAAAGACUGCAAUGCGAUCUGCUAUUAACAUUCUCCUAGCAAGCUUAGCUUGUGCAGACAUGCUGCUUGCUGUGCUAAACAUGCCUUUUGCUCUGAUAACCAUCAUCACCACUCAGUGGAUUUUUGGGGACAUUUUCUGCAGAGUCUCUGCCAUGUUCUUCUGGCUAUUCGUCAUAGAAGGAGUAGGCAUUCUGCUCAUUAUUAGUAUUGACAGGUUCCUUAUAAUAGUUCAGAGGCAGGAUAAGCUGAAUCCAUACCGCGCAAAGAUCCUCAUUGCUGUCUCAUGGGCUACAGCCUUUGUAGUGGCUUUCCCACUCUCUGUGGGAAACCCCAACCUGCAGAUACCUUCUAAGGCUCCACAGUGCGUUUUUGGCUAUUCCACAAACCCUAGCUAUCGUGCCUAUGUGAUAUUAGUAGUAUUGAUUUCCUUUUUCAUUCCAUUUUUGGUGAUGUUGUAUUCUUUUAUGGGCAUCCUCAACACUUUACGGCACAACGCAGUUCGUAUCCAUAGCCACCCGGAUAGCAUAUGCCUCAGUCAAGCCAGCAAACUUGGCCUCAUGAGCCUCCAGAGACCCUUUCAGAUGAACAUUGAUAUGAGCUUUAAAACUCGUGCCUUCACAACCAUAUUGAUUUUGUUCGUUGUCUUCAUAAUCUGCUGGGCACCCUUCACCACCUACAGCCUUAUUGCCACAUUCAACAGCCACUUCUAUCACAAGCACAACUUUUUUGAGAUAAGCACUUGGCUCCUUUGGCUCUGCUACCUCAAGUCUGCCCUGAAUCCACUGAUUUACUACUGGAGGAUUAAAAAAUUUCACGAUGCAUGCUUGGAUUUGAUGCCUAAGUACUUUAAAUUUUUGCCGCAGCUACCUGGUCACACCAGAAGACGCAUACGGCCAAGUGCCAUCUAUGUGUGCGGGGAGCACCGGUCUGUAGUAUAGAAUUUACAGCAAUUAGACAUUGUUGUUUUCUAAUAUAUGGUUUUAAAAAUAUAUAUAUGGCAUUGUCAGCUGCCAUAUUAAUAACCUUACUAUGUAUUCCAGUUUCAUGUGCAAUUUCAAGAAAGUGAUCACAGUUGCUACCGGAGUGUAACUAAACAGUUGUUGGCCACAAGCCAAAGAAACUACAUGUGCCUGGGGAAGAAUAUGUAUGCAGCAAGAUCUUACUUUCUUUUGAAGAGUUUGUUGUAGCAGUUCCUGCUGCUGAAGAAGCAAGCUACAGUUUAGUUAAAAAAAAAAAAGCUUGCCUCUUCCUCUGUUGUACCUGCUACAGUGAAAUCCUCAAAUAAAUUGCUA